CAUGAGAGGACGACAGGACGCGGGUGGGAAUUAAACGGAGUGGAGACUCGGUAGAGGACGACCAGGUUUGGACGCUUUGGAUUAAAAACAAAAACGGGCUUCCGAGCUGAGGGUGAUGACGUCCUGAAGGGACCUCCUUCCUGACAGACGCAGGAAAACCCGGGGCAGAUCCCCCCCACCUGCCCCCACCCUCUCGCCAAAAAGUGCCGUCACCGUGGCUCAUCCCUCGCCGCCAUAGCCUCGACUGCCCCUCUUGAGACCCGACCCGCACAGACCAGCACGCCAAUGCUAGCAAGGAACUGCCUGCUGCUGUUCCUUUGGUUUCACCUGGAGGAGGGCUCCGCCUCGUCACAUCCGCGGCCGCCCUCGUCGCCACUGGCGGGAAUGGGCAGGACGGCGGGGAGGUCGCACGCCAGGAGCUCAGCGGGCCCCGUGAGGAAUGGGCCGGCUGGGUUCCAGCGGGUCAAGCGGGGAUGGGUGUGGAACCAGUUCUUUGUGCUGGAGGAGUACAUGGGGUCUGACCCGCAGUACGUCGGCAAGCUGCACACCGACCUGGAUAAGGGCGACAGCGCGGUGAAGUACACCCUCUCGGGGGAAGGGGCCGGCUCCAUUUUCACAAUUGACCAGUUGACGGGGGACAUCCAUGCCUUAAGGAGCCUGGACCGGGAGGAGAGGCCUUACUACACGCUGCGCGCCCAGGCCGUCGACCUCAACGACGACAGGCCCCUGGAGCCGGAGUCCGAGUUUGUGAUCAAGGUGCAGGACAUCAACGACAAUGAGCCAAAGUUCCUGGAGGGACCGUAUCGGGCCACCGUCCCCGAGAUGUCACCAGUGGGGACGUACGUGACGCAGGUGACGGCCACCGACGCCGAUGACCCCACGUACGGGAACAGCGCCAGGGUGGUGUACAGCAUCCUGCAUGGACAGCCGUACUUCUCCGUCGACCCCAAAACUGGCGUGAUAAAGACGGCCUUACCCAACAUGGACAGAGAGGUGAAGGAACAGUACCAGGUCUUGAUCCAGGCCAAGGACAUGGGGGGGCAGCUGGGGGGGCUGGCCGGGACCACCACGGUCAACAUCACCCUCAGCGACGUCAACGACAACCCGCCCAGGUUCUCCAAAAGUUUUUUCCACUUGCGGGUGCCCGAGUCGUCGGCGGUGGGUUCCUCCGUGGGCAGGAUCAAAGCGCACGACUUGGACGUGGGCAAAAACGCCGAGGUGGAGUACACCAUCGUGCCGGGCGACGGCGGCGCCAUGUUUGACAUCACCACCAACGACCACAACCAGGAAGGGAUAAUCAUUCUCAAACGGCCUCUGGACUAUGAGACCAAGAAGGCGUACACCUUCAAGGUGGACGCGUCCAACGCUCAUCUCGAUCAUCGGUUCCAAACCUUCGGGGCCUUCAAAGACACGGCGACGGUGAAGAUUAACGUCCUGGAUGUGGACGAGCCCCCAGUGUUCAAUAAGCCCGCCUACGUGAUGGAUGUGUACGAGGACACGCCGGCGGGCACCAUCAUCGGAGCGGUGACGGCUCAGGACUUGGACGCCAGCAGCAGUCCAGUCAGGUACUCCAUCGACUGGAGGAGCGACCUGGACAGCUACUUUGACAUCGACCCGGUGGAGGGCACCGUCUCCACCAACGAGCUCCUGGACCGCGAGAGCGUGGCCUGGCACAACAUUUCCAUCGUGGCCACCAAGCUGAACAGUCCAGUUCUGACCAGCCGGGUGGCCGUCUCCGUGCACGUGUUGGACAUCAACGAGUUCCCCCCCGAGCUGGCCAGCCCGUACGAAAGUUUUGUGUGCGAAAACGCCAAAGUUGGACAGGUAGGUCACGGAUUAUGACUUUCUUGUGGACACUGAAUGCAACAUUUUGGACGACUGCACAAAGCAAACUCUAUAAAUCCAGGGGUGUCAAACCACGUUUUCGUCACAGUUAUGGCUAACCCGGGCCGGGGGUCGGCAACCAAAAAUGUUGAAAGAGCCAUAUUGGACCAAAAAUAAAAAAUACAAAUCUGGAGUGGUAAAGAAUUAAAAGCCUUUUUAUACAGUCAUGGUCAAACGUUUUCAUACACUUGUAAAGAACAUAAUGUCAUGGCUGUCUUGAGUUUCGAAUCAUUACUACAACUCUUUUUUUUUUGUGAUAGAGUGAUUGGAGCACAUACUUGUUGGUCACAAAAAAAAAAAAAUUAAGUUUGGUUCUUUUAUGAAUUUAUUAUGGGUCUACUGGAAAUGUGACCAAAUCUGCUGGGUCAAAAGUAUACAUACAGCAAUGUUAAUAUUUGCUUACAUGUCCAUUGGCAAGUUUCACUGCAAUAAGGCGCUUUUGGUAGCCAUCCACAAGCUUCUGGUUGAAUUUUUCACCACUCCUCUUGACAAAAUUGGUGCAGUUCAGCUAAAUUGGUUGGUUUUCUGACAUGUCAAGUCAAGUCAACUUUAUUUAUAUAGCACAUUUAUGACAACUUUUAAAUUGAACCAAAGUGCUUUACAGGUUAAAAAAAGCAUGGAGCAAAAAACUAAACAAAAAAAAACAAACAAAGAACAUAAACAAUGAAUGAGCUGAACAAGAUAGUGCAAAAGCAAUACGGUAAAAGGGGUCGAAUAAAAAGUAAAAAUUUGCUGAGUAAAAAUAAAAAUAAUAAUAAUAAAAGUGCGACAAAUUGAAAAAUAAAACUAAAGCGAAGGGGUGUGGGGGACUAGAAAUGGUGGCCUAGUGGGCGGACUCAGCUCAGGUCAAAGGCCAUCGAGAAGAGGUAGGUCUUAAGAAGGGUUUUGAAGACCCCCAGGCUCUGGGCUGACCUAAUGUGGAGGGGAAGGCUGUUCCAGAGCUUAGGGGCAGCAACGGAAAAGGCUCUGUCCCCUCUGGUCUUUAGCCUGGAUCUGGGGAACGCCAACAGCAGUUGGUCAGCUGACCUUAGGGCUCUAGAUGAGGUAUGAUGAUGCAGAAGCUCGGUCAGAUAUUGUGGGGCCAGACCAUUUAGGGAUUUAAAAACAAUUAAAAGUCAUUUAAAAUCAAUGCGGUG
Messenger RNA from Entelurus aequoreus (snake pipefish), 3020 nucleotides. RefSeq names its product cadherin-12-like. The record is from RefSeq and is a predicted model, not a curated record. Gene Ontology annotation, cellular component: catenin complex; plasma membrane; adherens junction. The transcript has 9 exons. NCBI's taxonomy places the organism in Eukaryota, Metazoa, Chordata, Actinopteri, Syngnathiformes, Syngnathidae. Bases 286 to 1842 code for a protein of 518 amino acids. Gene Ontology annotation, biological process: calcium-dependent cell-cell adhesion; multicellular organism development; cell-cell junction assembly. Gene Ontology annotation, molecular function: calcium ion binding; cadherin binding.